AUGACCGAGGAAACGAACACCGAUAUAGACUUAACGCUGUCACGUCCACCUAGAAAUGAAUAUCGUCACUACAGUUCUAAAGCCUAUUUUACACAUGCACCUUCCAAAACUCAAUUCCAACAGGGUUAUCUCGGCGUUCAACCCUCAAUAAUAAAAGGCACCUUUCACCUGAGGUACCCAGAGGCCCAACCCUUGUUAGUUGAAAGGAUCGAGAUAACCUUUAAGGGAAAAGGAAGUGUAAGGUGGAAACAGGGCAAAAGAGAGUAUCGACGAGUUAACAAGUUUUUUCGUCUCACCAAAAGAAUCUGGUCGUCGUUAGCCAGUGAUCACUUUGAACCCAUCGUCAGCUUGGAUUUACCCUUUGAAUUUACCAUACCUGACGUUUCCCCUUCAUCAAUCCCCCAAAUUGAUAAUGGAAUCAUCAAAUAUUCUCUUAAAGCCAAGAUCUAUCGUAAAUCCAACUUUAUAAUGAAAUUUUCUAGUAAGAUAAUUGAGGUGUGGGUAAACAUCAAUCGUUGGAAUCUUCCUCCGGCGCCCGAUUAUGAGACGCUACCUAUUACCAAAAGAUUUGAGAUGUUUGAGUGCCAAAUGUCAUUGAAUCAAACGAUAUUUGAUGCUAAUGACACAAUCAAUAUUCCAAUUAAGUUCAUAUUAUUUGAUAUGAGAGUUAGUGUGAAGAAAGUGGUGGUCAGGCUAAAACAAUAUCAUCGACUAAAGGCUCAUGACCAUGAUUCAAAGCUCACAAAGAAAUAUGUGGCAGGACAUGAGGUUAGCGGUGAUCAAAUAUUAAUGAGUUCGGAUUCUUCUAACGAAUUCUUGGUCGGGUUGAAGUUGAAUUUACCCGAGUCUCAUGAUUUGAGGUGUAGUUGCAACACAAUACUGAUAGAUAUUUGGCAUAGGAUUAAGGUUAGGAUACAUAUGGGCAACGCUAACACGUCGUACGUGAAUUUCGAGAAAGACGUGAAGAUCUACAAUGUGAUUCCGGCUGACUCAUUUAUUCUUGAUAUGGGAGAGAGGACCGCCACCAGAUCUACCAUUCAAUCCUUGUUUGAUGCCAAUGAGCAUAGGUGGAUUGACGAGAUAUCAGGUGACGAAUUGCCUGAAUAUCAGAACCGAUAA
Acaulospora colombiana is the source of this 1119-nucleotide messenger RNA. The record is from the annotation of a GenBank genome assembly. Lineage: Eukaryota; Fungi; Glomeromycota; Glomeromycetes; Diversisporales; Acaulosporaceae.